CAUCCCUGCCGAGCCGCUGGGCCCGCCGUGUCCGCCCGAGUGUCCGCGCUGCCGCCGCCGCUGCACGGAGGACGCCGCGCGCUGGUGACAGGAGAGCCCCGCGGAGAGCUCGCGCCCAGCACCGCCUCCGGAGCCCAGCCUGCCUCCCCUGCCCGGUCCUCGCCGCCUGCGUGGCACCAUGAGCCUGAAUGGAGUCGUCCCCUUGGGGCUGGUGCUGCUGGUCUGCGGAGCCCAAGGCUUUUUCCUGCCUAACGUCACCCACUUAGAGAAGCUGCUCAGCAAAUACCAGCAGGACAAGCCCCACUCCCGCGUGCGGAGGGCCAUUCCCCGGUCGGACAAGGAGGAGAUCCUCAUGCUUCACAACAAGCUGCGAGGCCAGGUGUACCCCCCGGCCUCUAACAUGGAGUACAUGACCUGGGACGAGGAGCUGGAGCAGUCGGCGGCAGCAUGGGCUCAAGAGUGCAUCUGGGAGCACGGCCCCACCGGUCUGCUGGUGUCCAUUGGGCAGAACCUGGCCGUCCACUGGGGCAGGUACCGCUCUCCUGGCUUCCACGUGCAGUCCUGGUAUGACGAGGUGAAGGACUACACCUACCCCUAUCCCCACGAGUGCAACCCCUGGUGUCCAGAGAGGUGCUCUGGACCCAUGUGCACCCAUUACACGCAGAUAGUCUGGGCCACCACCAACAAGAUUGGCUGUGCUGUGAACACCUGCCGGAGGAUGAACGUUUGGGGAGAUGUUUGGGAGAAUGCGGUCUAUCUCGUCUGCAAUUACUCUCCAAAGGGGAACUGGAUCGGAGAAGCCCCGUACAAAACCGGCCGGCCCUGCUCCGAGUGCCCGCCCAGCUACGGAGGCAGCUGCAACAACAACCUGUGUUACCGAGGAGAGACUUACAGCCCCAAACCCGAAACAGACGAGAUGAACGAGGUGGAGGUGGCUCCCAUUCCUGAAGAGAAGCACGUCUGGGUCCAGCCCAGGGUGGUCAGACCCACGAAGCCCAAGAAAGCGCCCGCGGUGAAUUACAUGACCCAAGUUGUCCAAUGUGAUACCAAGAUGAAGGACAAGUGCAAAGGGUCCACGUGCAACAGGUAUCAGUGCCCCGCAGGCUGCCUGGAGAGCAAGGCAAAAGUUUUUGGGACUCUCUUCUAUGAAAGUUCAUCCAGCAUAUGCCGGGCCGCCAUUCACUACGGAAUCCUGGACAGCAAAGGUGGCCUGGUGGAUGUCACCAGGAACGGGAAGGUCCCCUUCUUCGUCAGGUCUGAGAGACAUGGUGUGGAGUCUUUGAGCAAAUACAAGCCUUCCAGCUCAUUCGUGGUGUCAAAAGUAAAAGUGCAGGACCUGGACUGUUAUACCACGGUUGCUCAGCUCUGCCCGUUUGAGAAGGCGGGGACCCACUGCCCGAGAGUUCAUUGCCCAGCACACUGCAAAGACGAGCCAUCCUACUGGGCUCCUGUGUUUGGAACUAACAUCUAUGCAGAUAGUUCAAGCAUCUGCAAGACGGCCGUGCAUGCAGGAGUCAUCAGGAACGAGAGCGGGGGCUACGUGGACGUGAUGCCUGUGGAUAAAAAGAAGACUUACGUGGGCUCACUCAGGAAUGGAAUCCAGUCUGAAAGCCUGAGGACCCCUCGAGACGGAAAGGCCUUCCGGAUCUUUGCCGUCAGGCAGUGAAUUUCCAGCGCCGGGGAGAAGGGGGCGUGCGUCUUCAAGAGGGCUUCAGGGUUUUGCUUUUUAUUAUUAUUUUGUCAUUUGGGAGGGGGGUGGGCUGGGGAUAUAGAGAGGCAGGAAACUUCCUUUGAAUGGCGUUCAGUGUCACACCCUUUGUGCCUUUGCCUCGAACCACACGGAGAAGCAGCGUCCUUGGGGGCCCGCUGGACAGCUGGUGACAGCUGAAGCCCGGAGGUCCCCAUCGGCGCGCCCACUCUGCACGGAUGGUCACCAAGGUGCUCCUCCCCAGUGCUCCUCCGUGGGUGGGAGAGAGUUUCAGGCCCCCGGAGCUGGCAGAUGUGGAGCUCACGCAGGGAGGCACGCAGGGGCGGGAGGAGGCAUAAUGAACACCCGAAGGGCGAGUUUCAAGAAUGGAAUAGAAGGUGGCUAUUUAAAAACUUUGAAAACACAGUCUGUCCCUACCAGUGCAAUAAAAUGGGGUUAAUGUUUGCUGGUCAGACAAAUGGGCUGGAACCAGGGGGCUGGGGAGGUGAGGCCGGGGCCCUGCCCUGGCACCUGUCCCUGCCGGCACCCCGCCUCCCGCAGGCUGGAUCUGUAGACAGCAGUGCUGGUUUAUUUAGAGUUCCACGGUAACGCCGGAGAUUUACCAUGUCUUUGUCCUUCCCUUUGUCCACGUGGCCCGUCUAUUUGCUUCCGUGACCUUUGGUCUCAUUGAGGACAAAUGAACCAGGAUCCUUUCUUUGCCCCCCACCCGUGUGGCUCCUGGCCCAGCCCAGACUGGUUUGUGCAUCACGUUCCCCACCAGGGUCUUCGCUUUGCAAGUGGUUCUCUUGGCAGCCCACUUUUUUUUUUUUAAACUUAGUAUCAGUUGGUUCCACUGAGGUGUCUAAGAACAGCCAAAGGAGGGCUGUUUUGUUGCUGCUUUUAAAAAGUGACAAUUAAAUAUGCAGAUUCCCCGAUCCAUCCGAUGACCUAGUUUUUAGCAGUGGGAGGAAUGGAUUCCUUGGUACAUUCCUCGCCCAGGUUAGCAGCUCUGGGAAGAGGAACAGUUUGUGGUUAUGAAACCAUCCUGCGGUGUAAUAGCAAGAGACGGUAACACUCUAGAAAGAUUUCUCUUCCUGUUUUUGUGGAACAGCCCUUGCCAAAUGCUCCUCGGGCUCUGAGGAGUGCGGUGCUCUCUGGCUUCCACUUUACAAAAGUUCUUCAUAAGCCCAGACCAAAACCCACAGUGAAAUAAAAUACCUUUUUGUAAAUAGCAUUGCUUUGCAGAAGGUAAAAUUCCACCCUCCACCAGCAGGCUGGCCAAUCUAUCACUUCUGUGAACGCCGGUUUUAAAUUUUAAGUUCAUUCUUCAUCAAAAUAUUGCAAAGGCAAAGGAACUAGCAGGCAGUUUUUUUAAAAAAAAACAAACGAAGCAAAACUAAGAUGAUCCGGACAAGGAAGUCUACCAGGGGGAGUAAGCUGGUGUGUUGUUGAGAGCACCCCUACUUCGUGCACACGCUGGAGGUAAACAGCUUCCCUCCUCCACCUUUGGGGAGCUGCUAUAAGCAGUGCAACUCGUAGCCCAACAGAGCUGAAACUAGCAGAGCUGUUUUUCCUUCGUGCAUUGUGGGCUCAUAGUAAUUCGUAGGUUUUGACAAUUUGACCCCAAAUGUCAGAGCAUAAGAAUUUGGUUGGCCUGACAGUUAUGUGUCUAGUUAUAGCCAAAGAUCUGAGUACUGGGAAACUUCUGGAUUCUAGGUGUUGUGCUGCUGGACUCUCCAUCAGACUUCGCUCUGCCACCAACCUUCUGUGGCCUGUGGCUUUGUUGAGACUACAGGGUUGGGUUUUUAGAAUUCGAGACAGUCCAGGGGCUCUUCCCAUGGGUUUGCUGUGGAAGCAUCCUACCCAAGGGAGAAUCUGAAACAUCUGGUGCUAGUGGACCCCAUCCACUAUUUUAAAAUUGAUUUCCCCGACUGGCGAAUGCCUCAGUAACUGGCUGGCCCAAUGGGAUAGGCAAUCCUCACCCAGAACCGGAACUUGCUCUCCUUUUUGUACUCACGAACAUUUUGAAACUGGAAUCGUUUGUCUUCCGAGAAUGGAAACAAGGCAGCAAAGUCUAAGCCCCUAUAAUCAGAGGCCACCUCUCACUUUGCGUGUUAACGAGACCCACCGUGCCAUUGGCACGGAACCCACAGAAAGAUGACAAAUCAGGCCAACAGUGUUGCUGGGUCUCCUGCCUCCAAAAUAAAAAGUUCUCAUUUCCUUCAGAUUUUUGCCCUAUCAUGUUCUGAGUUUUUAUAUUGUCUGUAGGCUCACUCAGCCCGCAGCUUACAUGUGUGCUUUUUUCUAUGAAAAAUGAUGUAUUUUACUACUUCCUAUGUACAAAAGUUUAUUGUAAAUUUUGUGUGUGUGUGCUUUGCAUGAACGGGGGCCACGUUGCUGUUGUUUCAAUAAAACUGGUUUGAUUUCUAAA
Molecule: messenger RNA, 4118 nt
Organism: Nyctereutes procyonoides (raccoon dog)
Lineage: Eukaryota; Metazoa; Chordata; Mammalia; Carnivora; Canidae
Gene: CRISPLD2
Product: cysteine rich secretory protein LCCL domain containing 2
Exons: 15
Coding region: 179-1666 (495 amino acids)
Cellular component (GO): extracellular region
Source: RefSeq, a predicted model, not a curated record